Messenger RNA from Striga asiatica, 858 nucleotides. The record is from the annotation of a GenBank genome assembly. NCBI's taxonomy places the organism in Eukaryota, Viridiplantae, Streptophyta, Magnoliopsida, Lamiales, Orobanchaceae.
CUACUCAACAUUUUUCUUUUCUUUAAACGAGAGCCAUAUCAUGAUAUCAAUGCUGAACAUCCAAACGCGGCCUAACACUCAUCGCCACUGCCCAGGCUCCUUCCUCAUAGGCUAAAACCUUCAGCUGAAAAAUACUUUCAAUCUCAAUCGUCCUCUUGAACUCGGGAAGAAGUUCAUAAAGAUCAAUUCAGAGCGCGGCCUUUGGGUUUGGACAUGAUAGAGAUGACAUGGAUCAGCGCGUUGUUAAUCGGGGCAGCUUGUUUCGUAAUCGGGUGCCUAAUCGGGUCACGGCGUUCGUCUCGUGGGUCUGUUCGUUCGUCGGAUAAUUCGAAAACCAACGACGGCGUCAGGAAGAAGACUGCUCGGAGCAUACAGCUUCUCGAGGUCGAGAAACUUGCAGAUAUCAUCGAUGACUUUAAGAUGGUUUUGGUUGUGAGGAAUGACCUAAAAAUGGGGAAAGGGAAGAUUGCUGCCCAAUGCAGUCAUGCCACUUUGGGGCUGUACAAGAAAAUCCUUAACCGAGCACCAAAGUCCUUAAACAGGUGGGAGAUGUGCGGGCAGGUUAAGGUUGUCGUGAAAAUCGAAAGUGAAGAUGACAUGCUUGUUUUACAGGAGAGGGCGAAAUCUCUAAAUUUACCAGCACAUAUUUCAAUUGAUGCCGGUAGAACACAGAUUGCUCCAAGUCCAGCUGAUCUAGUCGACGAUGCAAUUGAAACUAUCAGUAAUGCUAAGGAGCCAACUGUUGGCUCCGUUAUGGAGCCAACAGCCAAUGGGAUAACUCCAUGUGGAGCUAUCCCACAUAGCUCUAAUGUAGGACAGUCCCACAUGGAAUUGUCUCAUUGGCUGUUGGCUCCAUAA